AUGGUGCUCAUCGGCAACAUCUACGUGAUUGCGUCCGUCGCUGUGGUCGGCGGCGGUCUGUUCGGCUUCGACAUUGCGUCCCUGUCGGCGCAGCUGAGCGAGAACUCCUACAACUGUUACUUCAACCAGGGCCCUAAUGGCCCGCCCUUCACCAACGAUGGUGCCGACUGCAGUGGUCCGCACUCGCUCGUUCAGGGUGGUAUCACCGCCUCGAUGGCCGCAGGCUCCUGGCUGGGGGCCCUGAUCUCUGGUUUUGUGUCGGACCAUCUGGGCCGUAAGUAUGCAAUCAUGACUGGUUGCGUGAUUUGGAUUGUCGGCUCCACCCUCAUCUGCGCCUCGCAAAACAUCGGUAUGCUCAUUGUCGGUCGAAUAAUCAACGGUCUCGCUGUUGGUAUCGAAUCCGCUCAGGUCCCUGUCUAUAUCUCGGAAUUGUCUCCACCCUCUAAGCGUGGUCGUUUUGUGGGUCUGCAGCAGUGGGCCAUUACCUGGGGUAUCUUGAUCAUGUACUAUAUCUCGUACGGUUGCUCCUUCAUUGGAGGCCGCGACUCCGACAACUGGAGCGCGGCCUCCUGGCGCGUUCCCUGGGGUCUGCAGAUGAUCCCGGCCAUCCUCCUCUUCUUCGCCAUGACGUUCCUGCCUGAAUCGCCCCGUUGGUUGGCCCGCAAGGACCGCUGGGAGGAGGCCCACGAAGUCUUGGCUCUGGUGCACGCGAAGGGAGAUCGCAACCACGCCUUUGUCGCCUUCGAGCUGCAGGAUAUCCGUGAGAUGUGCGAGCUGGAGCGGACUUUCAAGGACGCCGGAUACUUGGAUCUCUUCAAGCCCAAGAUGCUGAACCGCACCAUGGUUGGCCUGUUUACGCAAAUUUGGUCGCAGCUGACCGGCAUGAAUGUCAUGAUGUACUAUAUCGGAUAUGUCUUUGGCAUGGCGGGCUAUUCGGGCAAUGCCAAUCUGCUCGCUUCGUCCAUCCAGUAUAUCAUUAACGUCGUGAUGACUCUCCCCGCCCUGAUCUGGCAGGAUCGCUGGGGUCGCCGCAACACUAUGCUAGUCGGUGCGUUGUUGAUGUGCUGCUUCAUGUUCGCCAAUGCCGGCAUUCUCGGCGCCCAUGCCCGCAUUCUGCCCAUGGAUGAGCGGACGACACCCGAGCAGUCCAUGAGUCUGACGGGCUCCGCGGCGAAGGGACUGAUUGCGUGCACCUAUCUGUUCGUAGCUUCCUACGCACCUACCUGGGGCCCUGUGUCCUGGACCUACCCGCCCGAGCUGUACCCUCUGCGUCUGCGAUCCAAGGGUGUGUCCAUGUCGACUUCCGGUAACUGGGCCUUCAACACGGCGCUGGGACUCUUCACCCCGCCGGCUUUUGAGAACAUCACCUGGCGCACAUAUGUCUUGUUUGGAGUGUUCAACGCGGCCAUGUUCAUCCACGUCUUCUUCAUGUUCCCGGAGACCGCUGGCAAGACCCUGGAGGAGACGGAGGCCAUGUUCGAGGACCCCAACGGUUUCAAAUACUUGGGCACGCCGGCCUGGAAGACACGGGUGAUCACCAGCCGCACGGUGGCAUUGGAGCACGGUGACCUGGAGACGGCCAAGGCGCGCGAGCCGGAGUCGAGGCCGACGGUCAGCACGACGGAGCGGGUGGGCGACAACAAGGAGAUGCGGUAG
Penicillium argentinense is the source of this 1656-nucleotide messenger RNA. Its product is annotated as sugar porter family MFS transporter. Gene Ontology annotation, cellular component: membrane. Lineage: Eukaryota; Fungi; Ascomycota; Eurotiomycetes; Eurotiales; Aspergillaceae. The coding region runs from base 1 to 1656 and encodes 551 amino acids. Gene Ontology annotation, molecular function: carbohydrate:proton symporter activity. The record is from RefSeq and is a predicted model, not a curated record. The transcript has 4 exons. Gene Ontology annotation, biological process: transmembrane transport; carbohydrate transport.